Molecule: messenger RNA, 1266 nt
Organism: Saccostrea cuccullata (small rock oyster)
Lineage: Eukaryota; Metazoa; Mollusca; Bivalvia; Ostreida; Ostreidae
Exons: 1
Coding region: 1-1266 (421 amino acids)
Cellular component (GO): nucleus
Molecular function (GO): DNA binding
Source: RefSeq, a predicted model, not a curated record
AUGAAAUACAACAGAGAAAAUCUUAAGAAAGCAUUCAAUGCUACUUUGGAGGGGAUGUCGGUGUACAAGGCAGCAAAGGUGUGUAGUGUGCCAGAGUCCACUCUAAGAGACAGAACUUUAGGAAUUGUUCCCAUUGAUGUGUCAAUUGGGUUUACACCUAUCUUCAACAGAGAGGAAGAAGAAAAACUGGUGGCACAUAUUAAAUACAUGGCUGAUGUGGGUUACGGCUACAACAAAAGAGGAGCUCGAGAAUAUGCAGCAAGUUUGGGAAAAGAUCUAACACAGCAAAAGUCAAACUCAUCAACCUUAAGUAAUUGUUGGUUUUAUGGGUUCUUGCACAGAUGGCCAGAUUUGAAAGUAGCAUCUCCACAGAAAUUGACAACCUGUAGAGCAGAGGCAGCAUCUAGGCAUAAACUUAAUUCCUAUUACAAAGAACUGUCAUCCAUAAUGACACGGCACAACAUUAGACAAAGCCCUGAGCAAAUUUAUAAUAUAGAUGAAACUGGAAUCAGCACAGAGCACAAUCAACCAAAAAUUAUUUGUAGUAAAAGCACAAAACCACAAGCCAUUACAUCUGCUAGAUCAUCACUUACCACCACCAUAGCUGCUGGAAAUGCAAUUGGAAAUCAUUUGCCACCAUUCUAUGUGUUUAAGGGGAAAAGAUGGUCGGAUGAUUUACUGAAAGGGUCUGUUCCUGGGGCUGAGGGCAUCAUGACAGAGACUGGAUGGUCCAACACACAAGUAUUUGAAAAAUACUUGACUGAAUUCUUUGCAAAGCACACGGGAAUCAGUGACAGUAGGAACCAGAGGUCUGUUUUGGUAUUAUAUGAUUGGCACAAGUCCCAUGUCAGUCUCACCUUAACAGACUGGGCGAAGCGACAUAAUGUCAUUUUAUUUGUCCUGCCGCCCCAUACAAGCCACCUUACCCAGCACUUAGAUGUUGCUAUUUUCGGUCUAUUGAAAUCUAUGUAUAAUAAAGAGUGUCAGAUGUUUUUACAAAGAAAUCCUGGAACCAGUAUCACAAAACAUCUAGUUGCUGAACUUACAGCAAAACCUUAUCUUAGAGCCUUAUCACCUGAAAACUUAACAUCAGCAUUCAAAAAGACAGGAAUCUAUCCAUUUAACAACAAGGUCAUUUCAAAUUCAGAAGUUGCUCCAUCCAUCAUAUACGAGCACAAUCAAGACAAGGACGAUACUGACAACAACAAAGAUCAAACCUCUACAAAGUCGAAAAAAUCUGGGAAGGAAAACAUUGAGAUAGACUAA